AAAUAACCUGACCCAAUCAGUGUGUGAGGAUUCAUAAAAACAGUAGCAUUUUGGACUCGUCUCUUAUUCCUCACUCUCACUCUACUCUCACUCUCUCUCCGAUCUCCGGCGAAGCCUCUGUUCUCCAUCUCCUAUUUCAGUUGCUGACUCUAUCGCUCAGCUAUAAGAUUUUCCGAAAGAUAUAUGGCCUUGCAGACAGCAAGUCCUCCUACUGCACCCAGCGCCCAAGUUGUUGGGAAUGCUUUUGUCGAGCAGUAUUAUCACAUUCUUCACCACUCUCCUGAGUUGGUAUUUAGAUUUUAUCAGGAUCCAAGUGUGAUAGGACGGCCUGACUCCAAUGGUGUAAUGACAUCAGCGACUACCAUGCAAGGUAUUGAUGAGAAGAUCCGUUCGAUGAAUUAUAAGGAGUAUAAGGCUGAGAUAAAAACUGCUGAUGCUCAAAAGUCUUAUGAAAAUGCGGUGAUUGUAUUAGUUACUGGAUGCUUGACUGGCAAGGAUAACUUGAAAAGGAAGUUUGCUCAAUCAUUUUUCCUCGCCCCACAGGACAGUGGGUACUUUGUCUUGAAUGAUGUCUUCAGGUACAUAGAUGAUGGAGACCUCUUGGUGAAUACUCCAGUUAAUAAAGUUGAUGAUGCCAAGGUCCCAUUAAACACUGAUCCUGAGUCAACUCAUGUUCCUGCCCCUCCUGCACCAGUUCCUGAAAUUGUUCAUGUGGAAGCAGCAGAUCAAAAUGUUAUUGAGAAAGCUCUUGAUGCAUCACACCAUGACAGACAAUUAAUUAUCGAGGAAGAAUCUGUUUUCGAACCCCCAUCUCAUUCACAUGAGAGUGAUAUACCUUUGGAGAUUGAAUCAGCUUCUACAACAGCCAUAGAUGAUGCUCCAAAAAAGUCUUAUGCAUCAAUUGUUAAAGUACCGAAAGGGAGUCCAGAACCGACUAGAGUUUAUGUGCCGGUGAAUGCAUUACCUUCUAUGAAAACAGUAAAUCAAUCUAUUGGGUCGGCAGUCCCAGACCCAGUGCCUGAAACAUCAGCCCCAAGUGGCACCAGUCCUCCAGAGAGUAGCAACGGCAAUGAAGAAGUCGAGGGCUACUCUAUUUACAUUAGAAAUCUGCCCUUAUCUGUUACGGAUGUUGAGCUUGAGAUGGAAUUCAAGAAAUUUGGACCAAUAAAGCAAGGAGGCGUACAAGUCAGAAAUAAUAAGCAACAAGGUUACUGCUUCGGCUUUGUUGAAUUUCAGUCUUUAAGCUCCAUGAAUAGUGCAAUUCAGGCUUCACCAAUCAAUGUCGGAGGACGACAAGCUGUUGUUGAAAUAAAAAGAACCACUACUCGAGUUGGUGGUAAUGGAAGAGGCAGCAGGUUCCCUCCAGGAAGGGGUGGAUUCCGGAGCGACAGCUUUAGGAGUCGUGGAAAUUAUGGUGGUGGUCGGAGCUUUGGUAGAAAUGAGUCUACUAGCAGCAGGGGUGAGCACUCUGGUCGAGGUAGGGGUUCAGGCGGGCGUGGAGGAGAUGGUUAUUAUCAUGGUAGGGGAAGAAGCAGCCGUGCGAGCGGACCAAAACACAAUACUGUAGCAGGCUUAGCAUGAAUUUUUUAAUUUUAUUGUCGAACUGGCUAUUUAGUAGUAGUAGCAUUAGUAGUAGCAUUAUUAGUAGUAGUAGUAUUAGUAGUAGAAUUAGUAGUAGUAGUAGUAGAAUUAGUUGGAGUAAUAUUAGUAGUAGUAAUAUAUUUUUUUUUAUAUAUGGAAGUGUGCCUCCAAACCAGGAGGUCAAUAUAGUAGUAAUAAUAUUAUUAUUAUUAUUAUUUGUAGUAGUAGUAUUAGUAACAUUGAAUUGAAGAGGCACUGUUUUUGCUGUAGUUUUCACUUUUUCCAUUUUUAUUUAGUAAAGAAAGUUUUUCCUA
Molecule: messenger RNA, 1895 nt
Organism: Cannabis sativa
Lineage: Eukaryota; Viridiplantae; Streptophyta; Magnoliopsida; Rosales; Cannabaceae
Product: nuclear transport factor 2
Exons: 9
Coding region: 184-1581 (465 amino acids)
Cellular component (GO): cytosol; ribonucleoprotein complex
Molecular function (GO): mRNA binding
Source: RefSeq, a predicted model, not a curated record